GGUUAAUUUAAGAAAGCCGAUUCAGUAUUCUGAAGGAGUGAAGAAAAUGAGCAAAAAACGGGUAGGUGUAAUCCAGCGCAGCGAGGACUUUUGCAUUCCCGAAGUCGAAAAAAGUGAUAGCGGGGUGCUUUCUCCGGAGGAAUGGCCUUUACUACUGAAGAACUAUGACAAGAUGAACGUUCGUUCCUCUCACUUUACGCUGCUCGAAAGCGGGUCAACCCCACUCCGGCGGUCACUAACUGAGUACAUUAAGUAUGGUAUGAUAAACCUUGAUAAGCCUUCUAAUCCUAGCUCCCAUGAGGUUGUGUCGUGGAUCAAGCGGAUUUUAAAGUGCGAAAAAACUGGCCAUGCUGGCACAUUGGAUCCCAAGGUAACGGGUGCCCUCAUUAUUUGCACAGACCGCGCUACUCGCCUUGUCAAAUCUCAGCAGAAUGCCGGUAAAACUUACAUUGGCGUAUUACGACUUCAUGACACCGUCAGUCAAAAGAAAGUUGAUGCUGCCUUACAGCGUCUUACCGGUCCGUGCUUUCAGCGUCCUCCCCUUAUUGCUGCCGUCAAGCGCCAACUUCGCAUUCGUAACAUUUAUUCAAAUAAAUUAAUCGAAUAUGACAAGCAUCGUCAUUUAUCUGUUUUCGAGACGCACUGUGAGGCGGGGACCUACAUUCGUACCCUUUGCGUCCACUUGGGCCUUAUCCUGGGUGUGGGUGGCCAUAUGGAGGAGCUACGUCGCAUUCGUACAGGUGUUAUUUCUGAGGACGAUCACCUGUCGACGAUGCAUGAUGUCCUUGACGCUCAGUGGCUUUACGAAAAUGAAAAGGAUGAUUCCUAUUUACGUCGUGUGAUUCUGCCCUGUGAGUAUCUCUUAACUAAUUAUAAGCGUGUGGUUGUGAAGGACUCGGCUGUAAAUGCCAUUUGUUACGGGGCAAAGCUUAUGAUUCCUGGACUCUCCCGCUUUGACAACGGCAUUGAACGCGAGGACAUCAUAGUCCUUAUCACUACCAAAGGCGAGGCGAUUGCCCUCGCGUAUGCUGAAAUGUCCACUUCACAAAUGGCCUCUGUGGAACACGGCAUUGUAGCUCGAAGUAAGCGUGUUAUUAUGGAUCGGGAUACUUAUCCGCGUCGGUGGGGUCUCGGCCCUAUUGCCGUAAAGAAGCGGUCCCUGAUGAAGGAUGGCUUGUUAGAUAAGUUCGGGCGCCCACAAACUAACACGCCAUCUGAUUGGUUCUAUGUGGAUUACGGUGGUGUAAAGACGAAUGCAGAAGGCGUCCAGUAUGGUCAGCCAGUAAGGGCCAGCGGUGCGAAGCGUCCCCGCGCAGGUGAUUCGGAUAGCGAUUAA
Messenger RNA from Phytomonas sp. EM1, 1336 nucleotides. NCBI's taxonomy places the organism in Eukaryota, Euglenozoa, Kinetoplastea, Trypanosomatida, Trypanosomatidae. The record is from the annotation of a GenBank genome assembly.